UUAGCGACGAGGGCAUCCUUUAGAAAGUGGCUGUGCUUCUUCUCUCCUCCUGCACACAACAAAAACAGCAUUGAUUUUGAAAAUUAGAUUCUCUCCGCUUCUAUGUCUUUCCCGAGAAAACCCGGGACAGCCAUUCACACCGCUCUCUCUUCAAUCGUCUUCUUCUUCUUGGACCUCAUUGACGUGAUUCUCUGCGUCGUUUACGAGUUCGUCGACGAGAUUUUGGAAGGAAAAUCAAGAGACUGUUACUGCACGGCGGCGGCUUCUCAAAGCACCGGUGAAAAUGAGUUCUCGGAAACUUUAUUCCGGAGGAGAAACAUUUUCCGGGAAAUGUGGUUUGUGGGAUUCGCUAGAAAAUUCAAAUCCAAGCUUUCCCAGAAAAUGAGAAAAUCUAAGAUUCAUGAGUCGGUGAAUAGAUGGUCAGAUUGUGGUUGCCAAUCUUGCAAUUCGUGGACGAAGAACGAAUAUGGGAAUCUUCACGUUGUGGUCAAAGAUUCUACUUCUCCAGAGUACUCUGUUCAAGAACCGUCCGAGAAUGUAAUAUUUAUACAUGGUUUUAUGGGUUCAUCACAUUUUUGGACAGAGACUGUGUUUGAACACAUUGAGAAAUAUGAUUAUAGGCUCUUCGCUAUCGAUCUUUUGGGAUUCGGGGAUAGUCCUAAGCCAAGAGAUAGUUUCUAUACAUUGAGAGAUCAUGUGGAGACGAUAGAGAGAUCUGUCAUUAAGCCGCAUCAAUUAGAUUCAUUUCAUGUAGUUGCACAUUCGAUGGGUUGCUUAAUUGCUCUUGCUUUGGCUGCUAAACACUCCAACAUUGUUAAAUCCGUCACUCUUGUUGCACCGCCUUAUUUUCCUUCAUCAGUUGAAGGAUCGGUCUUGAACCGAAUCGCUAAAAAGCGGUUGUGGCCACCGCUUGCCUUUGGAACCGCAGUGAUGUCUUGGUAUGAACAUAUCGGUAGAUGCGUAUGUUUCAUAAUCUGCAAGCAUCACAAGAUAUGGGAGUGGCUAAUCAACCUAUAUAUGGGUAAAAGGGAGAUUCCUUGGAAGAUAAAGGACAUAACAAGGCACACACAUCACUCUGCAUGGCAUAGUAUGCACAAUGUGAUAUGUGGUGGCUCCAAAUUUGCUGAUGAACAUCUCGAAACCUUAAUAAACUCUGGCGUUAAGAUUCACUUGAUGCAAGGCGACCGCGAUAAAAUCGUUCCUUCACAUUGCUCUAGCAACAUGAAGAGGAAAUUUCCGGCGGUGGAAGUGGAUAUCAUCGCUGGUGCUGAUCAUGAUAGUAUGAUAAGUUUAAGAGGAGAAGAGUUUGCUGAAAAAUUGGAGAGCAUUUGAGCCAUGGAUACCGAAUUCCUCCGAACCCUAGAUCGUCAGAUUCUUUUGGGUGUCUUCAUCGCUUUCGUCGCCGCCGGUGCUGGUGCUGCUUAUUUUCUUACAUCCUCCAAGAAACGCAGAGUGUGCUUGGAUCCAGAGAAUUUCAAGGAGUUCAAGCUUGUUAAGAGAAAUCAACUUAGUCACAAUGUGGCCAAGUUCAUUUUUGAACUUCCAACUUCUACCUCUGUGUUGGGUCUUCCCAUUGGACAACACAUCAGUUGCAGGGGAAAGGAUGGUCAAGGAGAGGAUGUUAUUAAGCCAUACACCCCGACUACCUUAGACUCAGACGUUGGACGUUUCGAACUUGUCAUUAAGAUGUAUCCGCAAGGAAGGAUGUCUCAUCAUUUCAGGGAGAUGCGUGUUGGAGACCAUCUUGCCGUUAAGGGACCAAAGGGUAGGUUCAAGUAUCAACCAGGUCAGUUUAGGGCAUUUGGAAUGCUUGCUGGAGGUUCAGGCAUCACUCCCAUGUUCCAAGUCGCCAGAGCAAUUCUAGAAAACCCAACAGACAAGACAAAGGUGCACCUCAUUUACGCCAAUGUCACAUAUGACGACAUUCUCUUGAAGGAAGAAUUGGAGGGUCUUACCGCCAAUUACCCAGAUCAAUUCAAAAUCUACUAUGUUUUGAACCAGCCUCCGGAAAUAUGGGAUGGUGGUGUUGGAUUUGUAUCAAAGGAAAUGAUUCAGACUCAUUGCCCUGCACCGGCAUCCGAUAUUCAGAUCCUAAGAUGCGGGCCACCGCCGAUGAACAAGGCCAUGGCUGCAAACCUUGAAGCUCUGGGAUACUCUCCGGAGAUGCAAUUCCAGUUCUGAUAUGAAUCUCUUCUUUUGAUUGCUCAGAAACGGAACUCAUAAUAAGUUAGUUACAAUCCCACAUAUCAGAGUUGUGUCUUAACUGAGUGAGAGUUGUAUUUUCUGUUGUGCGUUUGUGUUAGCCCACCUGAAGUUUCAAUUGAUUGGUUUACGAAUUGGUUAUAAAUUUUGGUUUACGUA
This is a messenger RNA of Arabidopsis arenosa, 2361 nucleotides long. The record is from the annotation of a GenBank genome assembly. NCBI's taxonomy places the organism in Eukaryota, Viridiplantae, Streptophyta, Magnoliopsida, Brassicales, Brassicaceae.